GCAUAGUGUCAAUUGGCCAAUCUCUUCUCCCAGGAGAAAAAAAAAAGUAAAUCAAACCUUUGGGAAGCAUUCGCUGGAUGAAGUGCUUUCUGCCUAGUGAGGGGGUCUGUGGAUUUCUAGUUUAUGAUAAAUAGGACUUUAAAAAUCAGGGACAGGAGGGCGAGUGUUCAGGUUCUAGAGCUAUGCAGCUGGAGCACUGCCUUUCUCCUUCUAUCAUGCUCUCCAAGAAAUUUCUCAAUGUGAGCAGCAGCUACCCACAUUCAGGCGGAUCUGAGCUUGUCUUGCACGAUCAUCCCAUUAUCUCGACGACUGACAACCUGGAGAGAAGUUCACCUUUGAAAAAAAUUACCAGGGGGAUGACGAAUCAGUCAGAUACAGACAAUUUUCCUGACUCCAAGGACUCACCAGGGGACGUCCAGAGAAGUAAACUCUCUCCUGUCUUGGAGGGGGUCUCUGAGCUUCGUCACAGUUUCGAUGGCUCUGCUGCAGAUCGCUACCUCCUCUCUCAGUCUAGCCAGCCACAGUCUGCGGCCACUGCUCCCAGUGCCAUGUUCCCGUACCCCGGCCAGCACGGACCCGCGCACCCCGCCUUCUCCAUUGGCAGCCCCAGCCGCUACAUGGCCCACCACCCAGUCAUCACCAACGGAGCCUACAACAGCCUCCUGUCCAACUCCUCACCGCAGGGCUACCCCGCGGCCGGCUACCCCUACCCACAGCAGUACGGCCACUCCUACCAAGGAGCCCCGUUCUACCAGUUCUCCUCCACGCAGCCCGGGCUUGUGCCCGGCAAAGCGCAGGUGUACCUGUGCAACAGGCCCCUCUGGCUGAAAUUUCACCGGCACCAAACGGAGAUGAUCAUCACCAAACAGGGAAGGCGCAUGUUUCCUUUUUUAAGUUUUAACAUUUCUGGUCUCGAUCCCACGGCUCAUUACAAUAUUUUUGUGGAUGUGAUUUUGGCGGAUCCCAAUCACUGGAGGUUUCAAGGAGGCAAAUGGGUUCCUUGCGGCAAAGCGGACACCAAUGUGCAAGGAAAUCGGGUCUAUAUGCAUCCGGAUUCCCCCAACACGGGGGCUCACUGGAUGCGCCAGGAAAUCUCUUUUGGAAAAUUAAAACUUACAAACAACAAAGGAGCUUCAAACAACAACGGGCAGAUGGUGGUUCUGCAGUCCCUGCACAAGUAUCAGCCCCGCCUGCAUGUGGUGGAAGUGAACGAGGACGGCACGGAGGACACCAGCCAGCCCGGCCGCGUGCAGACGUUCACUUUCCCAGAAACGCAGUUCAUCGCGGUCACCGCCUACCAGAACACGGACAUUACACAACUGAAGAUAGACCACAACCCCUUUGCAAAAGGAUUUCGGGAUAAUUAUGACACGAUCUACACGGGCUGCGACAUGGACCGCCUGACCCCCUCGCCCAACGACUCCCCGCGCUCGCAGAUCGUGCCCGGGGCGCGCUACGCCAUGGCCGGCUCCUUCCUGCAGGACCAGUUCGUCAGCAACUAC
Molecule: messenger RNA, 1502 nt
Organism: Myotis brandtii (Brandt's bat)
Lineage: Eukaryota; Metazoa; Chordata; Mammalia; Chiroptera; Vespertilionidae
Gene: TBR1
Product: T-box, brain, 1
Exons: 6
Biological process (GO): regulation of transcription by RNA polymerase II; positive regulation of DNA-templated transcription; regulation of neuron projection development
Cellular component (GO): nucleus
Molecular function (GO): DNA-binding transcription factor activity, RNA polymerase II-specific; RNA polymerase II cis-regulatory region sequence-specific DNA binding
Source: RefSeq, a predicted model, not a curated record